AUGUGGAUACUACUGUUUGUGAGCUUUGGAAUCCAGACUGUUUUUGCUCAAACCUCAGGAGAAGCCAAGUCAGUGUACUUCUGGCAGACAGGUCCAUGGGGAAGGUGUAUGGGCAGCGAGUGUGGCCCGGGUGGCAGCCAGAGCCGAGGGGUAUGGUGUGCCCACGUGGAUGGCUGGACCACGCAACCUACAAACUGCCCACAUUCAUCACGUCCAGCCAACCAGCAAAGCUGCUUUCGUGUCUGUGACUGGCACCGGGAGCUGUACAGCUGGCAGCUGGGCUCAUGGAACCAGUGCUCACCGAUAGCGCAACAAUUAGACACCACUGCGCCAUGCUUGCAUAGUAAACCGGGCAUCCAGACACGUGAGGUAAGCUGUGUGCUAAGAGCUGACGGCUCGCCAACUGACCAUUCAAUCUGCGAAUACUUUGAGCCAAGACCACGGCUGGAGCAGGCGUGUUUGGUUCCAUGCCCGCGGGACUGUGUUGUUUCGCAAUUCAGCCCAUGGACUUCCUGUUCCAAGACCUGCGGUUUAGGCCUGCAGAACCGUGUUCGGUCUGUUCUCGCACCGCCGCUGUUUGGGGGCAUGGGGUGCCCAAACCUUACAGAGUUUCGAACUUGUUCGCCAAGGCAGUGCGAGGGCAGGGAGAUGGUCUUCAACCUAAGGGUGGGCAACUGGAGUGAGUGUCGCCUUCUUCCAGUGCCAUCCCCAGUGCCUUCAGCGUCUGCCUCGGCACCACAUGCAAUUCGCCAAGCCAGACGCAGGAAAGGUAAAGAGCGGCAGGGCACCAGGGACCCAGAGACACGUGAGCUCAUCAAGAACAAGAGGAACCGCAACAGGAUGAACCGGCAAGAGAGCGGCCUCUGGGGCAUUGAAGUGGGCUACCAGGAACGCCAGGUGGUCUGUGUUCACCGCAAUGGCAGCGUAGUCCCCCUAAGUCAGUGCCCCCACUGGAAUCUCCCAGACUUGCACCGGCCCUGUCUGAUGCCUAAAGAUUGCGUGCUUGGUGAAUGGGAAGAGUGGACGCCAUGCUCGAAGAUGUGUGCUGACCCUGACAGUCCUACAGGCACUCGGACCAGGAGCAGAAAGAUCCAACAGCUUCCUGUGGGUGGAAGAGCCGAGUGCCCGCUGCUGGAGGAAAGUCAGCCCUGUGAACCGCUGGGAGAGGGCGUGCCACGCUGUGCCAUCUACACAUGGAAGACAACAGAGUGGGGCGAGUGUCGUGUGGACGUCUUGCUCAGCCAGCAGGACCGACGUCGUACCAACCAGACAGGCCUGUGUGGAGGUGGCAUGCAGAUCAGAGAGGUCUACUGCAUUCAGGAAAGUGCUGAACUCGUCACCUACAUGAGAGACGACCAGGACAAUCCAGAAUUACAGCCUGUAAACAGUCAGAUGUGUGCUGGUCCCAGACCGAACACCAGCCAGCUGUGCCAUAUUUCGUGCCCUGUGGAGUGUGAGGUCUCACCGUGGGAGGCCUGGGGGCCGUGCACCUUCGAAAACUGCAAUGACCAAAGUGUGAAAAAAGGCUUCAAAUUCCGAAGGCGAAAGAUUGUGAAUUACCCGACCGGAGGUGAGGGCAGCUGUGCCCACCUUGUGGAGGCUGUGCCCUGUGACGAGCCCAGCUGUUUUAGCUGGCAGCUGAUUGGUCUGGAGGAAUGUGUCCCUGAUGAGGACAUGGACUGUGGGCCAGGAACUCAGCUUCCUCAAGUCCGCUGUGUCAACAGUGAAGGUACUGAUGUGAAUAGGGAGCUGUGUGAUGAGACAGUCGCCCCUGGUCCUGUUCCCUGUGUUGUCCCAUGUCCUAAAGACUGUGUCCUCAGCCCCUGGACAUCCUGGUCCACCUGUUCCCAGACCUGCUCCAGCAAAACAGCCGAGGGCAAACAGACGAGGACGAGAGCCAUCCUGGCCUUCAAUGCUGGAGAAGGAGGCUCGAGUUGUCCAAACGCCAGCACCCUACAGGAAAUAAGGAGCUGUAAUGAACAUCCCUGCAUUGUUUACCACUGGCAGACCAGCCCGUGGGGGCAGUGCAUCGAGAACACAUCAGUCACCACGGUCAAUUCUUCAAGGGCUACACCUUCUGGGAGGAGCAAUUCGUCAUGUGCCAUGGGCAUGCAGACUCGUAAAGUCAUCUGUGUUAAAGUCAACGUUGGCCAGGUUCCACCUAAAAAAUGUCCAGAAGCUCCUCGACCAGCGUCGGUGAGGCAGUGUGCGUUACCCUGUAAGAGAGACUGCACAGUGACCCCGUUCAGUGAAUGGACGACCUGUCCUACAUCUUGCGAAGCAGGUCUCAGUGGCCAGAAGAACAACCAGUCUAGAUUCCGUGUGAUUAUCCAAAAGCCUGCCAACGGGGGUCUGGACUGUCCUGAUGUUCUGUAUGAAGAGAAGGAGUGUGAGAGUCCACUUCCCAGCUCUUCCUGUAGUGGAUACAGGUGGAAAACCCACAAAUGGCGACGGUGUCAGCUCGUCCCGUGGAACAUUCGGCAAGAAAGCAAAGGGGCUCAACAGGGGUGCGGUGCAGGUCUCCAGACCAGAGCGGUUUCAUGUCGGCAGCUGGAUGGAUCUGCAGCCGACAUAAUCCAAUGUCUGAAGUUUGCCAGCUCCAUGCCAGCUAUAAACCAGCCGUGCCAGCUGCCCUGCAGAGACGACUGCCAGCUAACCAACUGGUCUAAGUUCUCCCCGUGUACUACUGACUGCGUGGGCGUGCGCACUAGGAGAAGAGCCCUAGUGGGAAAGAGCAAGAAAAGAGACAAGUGUAAAAACAGUCAGAUGUAUCCGCUAAGCGAGACUCAGUACUGCCCCUGUGAUAAGUACAACGCCCAGCCUCUGGGUAACUGGUCUGACUGCAUCCUGCCUGAGGGUGUGCUGAGCAUGCUCGGUACCCGAGUGCAAAGCGAUGCCCAGGAGUGCGGACAGGGUUACCGCUACCAGGCCAUGGUGUGUUACGACCAGGACAACCGACUGGUGGAGUCGUCACGCUGCAACAGUCACGGGUACAUCGAGGAGGCCUGCAUCAUCCCAUGUCCAUCAGACUGCAAACUGAGUGAGUGGUCCAACUGGUCACGCUGUAGCAAGUCCUGUGGCAGUGGGGUCAAAGUUCGCUCCAAAUGGCUCCGAGAAAAGCCGUAUAACGGCGGAAGACCCUGUCCCAAACUCGACCAUGUCAACCAGGCACAGGUGUACGAGGUUGUACCAUGCGUGAGUGAUUGUACUCAGUAUGUGUGGGUGGCCGAGCCAUGGAGUGCCAUGAAAGUCAGCAAUGUGGACCUGAAGGAAAACUGUGGUGAAGGGGUGCAGACCAGGAAGGUCAGGUGUAUGCUAAACACGGUGGAUGGUCCCACUGAUGUAGUAGAAGACUACCUGUGUGACCCGGAGGAGAUGCCAGCGGGUACCCGGGAAAGCAGACUGUCAUGCCCAGAUGACUGUGUGCUGUCUGAAUGGAGUGUCUGGACGGCCUGCCAGCUGCCCUGUAAUGGCCAAAGGUUUCGGCAGAGGACUGCCUCCACGCUGCGCAUGCCUGAGGAGGGAGGAGAGUGUCCAAAAAGUAUGGAAACGGAGUCAUGUCUACUCAGCAAGAACUGCUUUCACUACAGCUAUAACAUCACAGACUGGAGUACGUGUCAGUUAAGUGCGAACGCUGUGUGUGGAAAAGGCCUAAAGACCCGAAUGCUAGACUGUGUAAGGAGUGACAGCAAAUCUGUCGACCUCAAGUUCUGCCAGCAGUUGGGUCUGGACAGGACAUGGCAGCUGAAUACUUCCUGUAUGGUGGAGUGCCCAGUGAACUGCCUGCUCUCGGCGUGGUCAGCAUGGACAGAUUGCUCUCAGACCUGUGGCCUGGAUGGGAAAAUGGUGCGCAGGCGGACCGUGAUCCAGCUGUCUCAGGGUGAUGGAAGACCGUGUCCUUCACAGAUGGAGCAGUGGAAGCCGUGUCCAGUUCGUCCCUGCUAUCAGUGGCGCUACAGUGCCUGGUCCGAGUGCCGUGUCGAGGAGGUUGUGUGUGGCGAGGGCCGGCGUUUUCGCAACCUGUCCUGCUUCGUCUCAGACGGCUCCCAAGACACUCAAGUCAGCCUGGUAGAGGAGGAUCUGUGUUCAGUUCUGGAGUUGGCAAUCGAUGUGGACAAGAAGAUUGUUUUGGAAGAGGCGUGCACUUUACCCUGUCCAGGUGAUUGUUAUCUGAUGGAGUGGUCGGACUGGACCAUGUGUCAGAGUGUAUGUUUUAACGGUCAGCGUCUGGACUCCAGUGCCGUGCAAGUUCGUUCCCGUUCCUUUGUCGUCCAGGAGCCUGAGAAUGUUGCCCAGUGCCCUGAUCAGGAGUGGCAGUCUCGUCCCUGCACUGACGGUGAGUGUUUUGAGUACAAGUGGACGAGCGGUUCUCGUCUGGUCUGGUGUGAGCGCUCAGAUGGAAUGAACGUCACAGGAGGCUGCCCACCAACGAGCCCACCUGGGGUGGAACUGUUAUGUGCGCCACCUUGUAACAAGCCACGUUCAUUUUGCCAGGAAGGCGAGUGUGUGUGUGAGGAGGGCUACUCGGAGGUACUGAACCCUGAAGGUUUACUGCAGCAUUGUGCUCCGAUUCUAGUACUGGAGAUCCCUACAGCAGGCACCAAGACUAACGAUGUGAAGACGAGCCGAGCUGUAGACCCCACCACCUUCACCACAGACGAUCCAGGCCCACCGGGGCGCACCUGGUACCUGAAGCCCUUCGGACCAGAUGGUAAACUGAAGACGUGGGUGUAUGGUGUGGCGGCUGGUUUGUUUGUACUCCUAGUAUUUAUAGUGUCCAUGAUCUAUCUAGCGUGCAAAAAGCCAAAGAAACCACAGCGACGACAAAACAACAACAGACUGAAGCCACUAACUCUGGCGUACGACGGAGAUGCUGACAUGUAGCAUUUCUAACAGCCUACUCUGAACUUCCAUUCAAGUGAAAUUAAAAGAGACCCUAGUGAGCUGAACACUACUUCCAUCGGACUUUUUUACAGCGGAGCCUUUAGAACUCCUACACACAU
Molecule: messenger RNA, 5003 nt
Organism: Trichomycterus rosablanca
Lineage: Eukaryota; Metazoa; Chordata; Actinopteri; Siluriformes; Trichomycteridae
Gene: thsd7ab
Product: thrombospondin, type I, domain containing 7Ab
Exons: 28
Coding region: 1-4884 (1627 amino acids)
Biological process (GO): actin cytoskeleton organization
Cellular component (GO): plasma membrane
Source: RefSeq, a predicted model, not a curated record